AUGGAAUCACAGAGACAAGUUUCAGUGCUUCCUCAAAAAACUUCCCGAUUUGCCAUUCUUGGGCUGAGGGUCCUCACCACCAUUUUACUGGUUGUGCCAUUCGCCAUCCUCGUCUCCAAUGUUCUCUCAGUCGACAGGGAUCAAAAAUAUCAUUUUUAUGAUUUUGUGCCUUACCGAUACAUGGCUUCCUCAAUUGUUAUUGGAAUUGCAUUUUCAGUCUUCCAAACUGGAGUUGCAGUUGUCCGCCUCAGAAGAGAAAAUCAUGGGAACAUCUUACUUGAUUUCUAUGGCGACAAGGUUAUAUCAACUCUAUUAGCUACUGGAUCUGUUGCAGGAUUUGUUAUGACUGCACAAUUACAGAAACAGUGGGGCGAAGCUGUAAGUGAUUACUAUCACAAAUAUUUCAAGAGGUCAUAUGCAGCAGAUGGACUUGUCUUCCUUGCCUUCGUCUGCACUUUCAUCCUGUCGGUCCUCUCUUCAUAUGCUCUGCCCAAGAAGUUUUAG
Molecule: messenger RNA, 504 nt
Organism: Prunus dulcis (almond)
Lineage: Eukaryota; Viridiplantae; Streptophyta; Magnoliopsida; Rosales; Rosaceae
Product: CASP-like protein 4D1
Exons: 3
Coding region: 1-504 (167 amino acids)
Source: RefSeq, a predicted model, not a curated record